Tachysurus fulvidraco (yellow catfish) is the source of this 1538-nucleotide messenger RNA. It is a transcript of the gene trim55b, whose product is annotated as tripartite motif containing 55b. Gene Ontology annotation, molecular function: zinc ion binding. The transcript has 8 exons. Bases 128 to 1231 code for a protein of 367 amino acids. The record is from RefSeq and is a predicted model, not a curated record. Lineage: Eukaryota; Metazoa; Chordata; Actinopteri; Siluriformes; Bagridae.
ACAGUCACAGGUCAGAAACAGUGAGGAAACCACGCAGUGUGAUCACUUAUAAAGUCACUGGGCUGAAAAGGACACCUUGUAUAGCUGACUUUAACUCUUUUAUUUAUUUGUUUGUUAUUUUUUAACCAUGGACAUUUUGGAGAAGCAGCUGCUUUGUCCAAUUUGCCUGGAAAUCUUUACAAAACCUGUUGUGAUUUUACCAUGUCAACACAACCUCUGCCGGAAAUGUGCAAAUGACAUAUUUCAGGCAUCAAAUCCAUACCUUCCCACCAGAGGAGGGUCAGUGACUUCUGGAGGCCGUUUCAGAUGCCCAUCCUGCAGACACGAGGUUGUUCUGGACCGUCAUGGGGUUUAUGGAUUGCAGAGGAAUCUUUUGGUGGAAAACAUCAUUGAUAUGUACAAACAAGAGUCCACCAGCAGCAGACCAGCUCCAGAGAGUACAGAUGACCAGGCCAUGUGUGAGGUGCAUGAAGAUGAGAAGCUCAACAUCUACUGCGUGACCUGCAGCAUCCCCACCUGCUCCAUGUGCAAGGUGUUCGGCUCUCACAAGGACUGUGAAGUGGCACCUCUGAAAAGUGUAUAUCAAGUUCAAAAGACAGAGCUGACAGACAGCUUAGCAAUGAUAGUGGGCAACAACGACAGGAUCCAAGGCAUCAUUAGUCAGUUGGAGGAGACCUGCAGGGCUAUAGAGGAGAACGGCAGGAGACAAAAGUCACUGCUAUGUGAAAAGUUUGAUCAUCUUUACACCAUCAUGGAGGACAGAAAGAGAGAGAUGAGUCUCAAAGUGUCAACCGAGCAGGAGGAGAAGAUGAACUACAUCCGUGGACUCAAGAGAAAGUACGAAGAUCACCUGGAGAACAUGACCAAGCUUGUGGAGUCAGGGAUCCAAACGAUGGAGGAACCAGAGAUGGCUGUUUUCUUACAGACUUCAAAACCUUUGCUACAACAGAUGGGUGAAUCGACAAAUACCUCCCACUUGGAAAAAGUGGAACGUGGCUAUGUGAACAUGGACCAUUACACCGUUAACUUUAAGAAAGAACGUGGAGCUCUAAAUGCUCUGAAGUUUAUCGCAGAUGAGGAUGAGGAAGAGGAAGAUGGAGACGUAGCUGAAGCAGAGAAGGACGUCCACAAAGAACAGGCUAAUUUUGGAGGAGCAAAUUCAGGGUUUCUGAUCAGCCAACCCGCUCCUCUUCCUCUGCCUACAAAUCCAGUCAGAAACAUCAGCUCAUAGCUCUACAAGUUGAGAAGUUAUCUCAGUUUAUAGAGCUCAGUUUUUUAUGAAAUUGACAAAAAAUAAAUUGAUAAUUAGGAGAUUUAAAUUCACGUACAACUAACCUUUAAUACGGACACACCAAUCAAAGGCAUGUCUUGGUGUCUAUAUGUGUAAAUGUUCAAGCACCAAUUCUCUAAUGCUCUAUGGAUAGUGAUGAAGUAUGCAGAAGUAACAACCUCUACGGCCGAAUCAUUUAUAGUGUUUGACAUCUUACUACAGACUAAACGGUAAUAAAAAUACAAAAUGACACAAAAUAAAAGAAAAU